AUGAGUAAGACACAUCCGCCAGAGUUAAAGAAAUACAUGGACAAAGAAAUGGAGCUUAAAUUGAACGGCAAUCGUCGUGUGUCCGGUGUUCUUCGUGGAUUUGAUCCUUUUAUGAACAUGGUUAUCGAGGAUGCGAUCGAAUACCCGAAAAAUGGCGAUCCAGUCUCGCUUGGAAUGGUUGUCAUUCGUGGCAAUUCCGUUGUCAUUAUGGAGCCGAAGGAACGGAUCUCAUGA
Molecule: messenger RNA, 234 nt
Organism: Cooperia oncophora
Lineage: Eukaryota; Metazoa; Nematoda; Chromadorea; Rhabditida; Trichostrongylidae
Source: the annotation of a GenBank genome assembly